UACAUCCCUUGUGAAGUUAGCUAUAGAGCAAGAAUUGCAUGAUCCCUUAAUCUCCCUUUAAAUCCCACUCUCAUCACCAAACCAAGAAACCAAACAAUCAUCACAAAUGAACCAAAACAGUCACCAUAGAGCUCACUCCAUGAGCAGUGUUCCCUUUUCAUGGGAGAAUAGACCGGGAAUUUCCAAAAUUGCCCCUCAGGCUGACGAAAGCCCGUUAUCGGCCCAAGAAAGCCCAAAGUCAGCGCAGGAAAUCAAACCACCACCACCUCCGGUCCCCGAUGAUAGCCCGAAAAGGCCCAUGGCCCGGCAUAGUACCCAUGUGCCUCUGCCUCCAUGCCCAUUUCAGCCCAUUAGUAAUAGGUAUGCAGCAAGUAAAGGAUGGAGAAGAGAUGAGGAUCCUUUUUUGGCUGCUUAUAUGGAGUGUACAAAGAGCGUGAAGAAAAAUAAAGGGAAGGGGUCUAAUUAUAAGUUAUCAAGCGGAUGGGGGUUUUCUUGUAAACAGGGGACAGGAGUGAGAGAGGAUGUAUUGGUUAAAGUUCCACAAUUAAAGUCGCAUGUUGGUAAAUUGCAUGGUGGAGAUGAAAACGUUAGGUUGUUGUUUGAGAGGACUCAGAGGAGGCAGAGCGUUGGGAAUGGGAAUGUUGGAGGUCACCAGGGGCAGAGGUCAGUGUUCAUUUCCUUCAUGUGGAGUCUAGCGCUACUUCGGAGCUCAUACAACGAGCACGCCUUUGCUCUAAAAGGCCAGCAUUUGAGCGCAGAGAAGCUUGCGGGUUUGGGCCCUCGCCACUUUGAUCAAAUGCGACUUCCUUGCGAUCACGAAGACCAUGAAUUGAGCAUGACGCUCUUGCCUGUGACAUUCCGUUAGAUGACACGAAAGGUGUCAAGUUUUUGAGAUAGAGGAGCUAUUUUUGUUGUUUAAAAAUAAUAUUAAAAAAAAGGAAAAAAAGAAAAAGAGCCAACAUUGCUUUCUUCCUACGUGCUCUUGAGUCUUGCCCCCAUCUACGGGCAUCUUAUUACAUAAAAAGUGGAUUUAUGAAAGAAAUAUUGCCAGGAGACUGGCUAGUUCACUACAAGUGUAACACUAUGUCGAUUACUUGCAUACAACUACAGUAGUAAUUAUUGGUGUAAAAGCGAUUUUAGUUGCGUUUGAUUGGUUUGAUAAUAAA
Asparagus officinalis (garden asparagus) is the source of this 1166-nucleotide messenger RNA. RefSeq lists its product as uncharacterized. The transcript has 2 exons. The record is from RefSeq and is a predicted model, not a curated record. NCBI's taxonomy places the organism in Eukaryota, Viridiplantae, Streptophyta, Magnoliopsida, Asparagales, Asparagaceae. The coding region runs from base 107 to 865 and encodes 252 amino acids.